Molecule: messenger RNA, 2728 nt
Organism: Hippocampus zosterae (dwarf seahorse)
Lineage: Eukaryota; Metazoa; Chordata; Actinopteri; Syngnathiformes; Syngnathidae
Gene: slc38a6
Product: solute carrier family 38 member 6
Exons: 13
Coding region: 858-2129 (423 amino acids)
Biological process (GO): amino acid transmembrane transport; L-glutamine transport
Molecular function (GO): L-glutamine transmembrane transporter activity
Source: RefSeq, a predicted model, not a curated record
AAAAAAUAUAUAUAUAUAUACAUCAACUGGCCACAACAAUAUGAGCGCUUGUACAAUCGGUUGAGACGAAGAGAAAUUCUGCCUUUGAAAUGUAAUAAUAAUCAGUUAUAACCGACACACUACAGUAAUAAUUGAACAAUAUUUGUAUGAUUGGGCUUACACUUUACAGUGGUGUGGAACUGCAUUGCAUCAUGCAUAGCUAUUUCCAAAAUUUCCUCUUAGCUCACCUUUCUUAUUCUAUUGUGCAGGUGGUCAUAAUUGUUUUGGUUGCUGUAACAUGUUUGAUGCAAAGCAUUGUUUGUUUGCCCCUCCGCCCCCCACAACAGUGGCAAUGUCAAUUAUCCUUGAGGCUAAGAGCGCCCCCUGCUGUAAAUACGUCCCCUUUGAAUGUUUAUUGCCACAGAGCCGUAAAGGCUAUUAUCCAGACUCUCCCGAUAACCUUUGACUCCAUGGCUGCAGUCCUCUUGGCCGCUCUCCCUGGGGCCUGAAACAUGACUUGUGCUCUAAUUGAUCACUGAUGGUAAAACCCACUCCUAGCCUCUAAGACCCAAAUGGGACUCCUCCCCUAAGGACUCCGCCCCCUCACUCUGCGGCCACGGCGAUAGCGCUCUGGUGGUCAUUAGCGGCGCGGCCCUGCGGAUUGUUGCGCUUGCCCGUCUGCUCUGUCUGCGGUUUCCUCCCAGCAUGGGGCGCAAUGUGGGCCUGCAUCUGUCUGCACCCAGGCCCCCUUUUAUAAGAGCGCAAUUAGCUUCACUCUGAGUAAACAUUCAUCGGCACUGCCAAAGGCUGAUAGGCCAAUUGACCUUAAUUACAAGCCAGCCCACAGGCUCGCACAGCCAAAUGAAAGUGAUUGUCUUAUGUUUCACGCUGACUGUGCUUACUCUGAUGACCACACGCGCACACAACUCAUUUUCUUCUUCUACACGCUUGUCAUUACAACAUGUUUUCUGGCCACUCUACUAAUAACCAAUCCUUCUCUUCACUCAAGGACCUCUUUGUUAGAGAAAUCUGCCCUACGUCUGCUCCUCUGCACUGGCGGCUUUGCCGUUGAGCUCCUUGAGCUGUCUGCUCCACCCGUCUGCAUUAACUCAAAACCCUCCAGCCUGCGCGCUGGACGCCCAUCACCUCCCACAUACAUACUUAAAACCAUGUCGUCAUAUAUGUUCAUUUUGAAGUCGGAGCUUCCGGCGGCCAUCAGCAGCUUCCUGAGUCCAGACCAGUCGGGGGAGGCCUGGUAUGAAGACGGCAGACUGCAGCUGAUCCUCAUUACGCUAUGUGUGGUGCUCCCACUUGCAAUAUUGCCAAAAAUUGGCUUCCUGGGCUACACCAGCAGCCUCGCUUUCUUUUUCAUGUUCUACUUUGCCAUUGUAGUUGUGGUCAAGAAAUGGUCUAUCCCCUGCCCGCUGCCACAUAACGUCACCAUCUUCAUGGGUAGUUACCAGGUAUCAAAUGCCUCGGACACAGAAUGCACGCCCAAACUUUUCGUUAUCUCCAGUAGGAGUGCCUUCGCCAUCCCCACCAUGGCCUUCUCUUUCCUGUGCCACACAGCCGUCCUGCCUAUCUACUGCGAACUGGACCGGCCGACCAAAGCAAGGAUGCAGAAUGUUACCAAUGUUGGGAUCAGCCUCAGUUUCUUGCUUUACUUGGUUUCUGCCCUCUUUGGCUACCUCACCUUUUACGCUCAUGUGGACUCUGAGCUUUUGCUCAGUUACGGUGUGUACAUACCGCGGGACAUCAUGGUGAUGACGGUUCGACUCGCCAUCCUCAUCUCUGUGCUGUUGACCAUACCGCUCAUCCACUUCCCUGCUCGUAAGGCCGUGAUCUUACUGCUGCGUGGAAAUAGGCCGUUUUCCUGGCUGACCCACAUCAUAGCCACUCUGGUCAUCCUGGGACUUGUGGUCGUGCUGGCCAUCUUUGUACCCGAUAUUCGGAAUGUAUUUGGAGUCGUGGGAUCGACCACAUCCAGCUGCCUCUUGUUUGUCUUCCCCGGCCUCUUCUACCUCAAGAUUGCUCGCCAGCCUCUCAAAUCCUUCGACUCAAUCGGGGCGGUGUGUCUGAUAGUCUUUGGUUUAAUCAUGAGCGUCACCAGCUUCUCAAUCAUCAUCUUCACAUGGACACACAGUUCUUAGUCCUCACCCCCUCCCCCAUGCCUCUUUUUCAAAGCACAAAGGCAAAGACGGACAAUUUUACCAAAGAACCUUAUCGGGUGAAAUCAAGAAGAAUAGACACGUACGUCUAUGUCACUCAGGUUGUGUACUUUUUUUUUUUUUGUGGGAAAGUUGUUGUCAUCAUGCCAUUGUCCUGCCCAGACAUCACAACAACAUUUCAAAGACUUGAACACAAUUUUAGGCUGGCUGAUUGUUUCUUUUUGUUUCCCAUGAACCUCACAAUGAUUUGAGAUUCUUGUUUACAGUCUAACUUUUGCGGCUAGAAACUCUUGAACCUUUUCAAAUUGUCUAAAAAAAUGCCUUUGGUGAAACUUAACUGCUUGAUCAAGUGCUAUUCUUACACAGAUUUGUCUGUCACAAUUGCAAUUUUAGGAUUUCACAACAAAUUGUAUUCACUAAAAUUUUGUUUUUUUUAAUAAAUAUUUUUGUUCACUUACAUUCAAAACUGUUUAUAGUAUGUUUGCGGCUACUUGGUGCUUGUCAUCAGUUGAAAUCCUCUUGAUUGUACUGUACAUCAAUGAAAGACACUCAAUAAAAGGGAAAUAUUCUGUGUUCCAGUA